ACCUCUUCAUCAACAAAAAAAGAUUUUUGACUCUUUGAUGAAGCAAAGACUAGUAAAGGAUGAUAUAUGGUGCCUAGUUAGCUGUCAUUGGUUUGAGAAGUGGACCAAGUUCAUUGAUAUUGCCCUUAAAGCUGGAACUGACGGCUGCAACAAGAGCUCUCAUCCCGGGCCUGUCACUAACUUCACUCUUAUAAAGUUUAUCAACUUUCAAGCACCAAAACUAAAAAAAGACUUGGCUGAAAACUUAGACUACAAGUUAAUCCCAGAGAUUGGCUGGGACCUCCUAAUACAGUGGUAUGGGAUAAGCGAAAAGUCAAUGAGACUAUCAAGAAAAGUUAUAAAGGUUCAAAAACAUGCAAUUGGAAAGCUUAUGAUUGAAGUAUAUCCAGUUACGGUACUGGUUCAACUCGUUUUUCCUGAGAGCCCAGAU
Molecule: messenger RNA, 430 nt
Organism: Amphimedon queenslandica
Lineage: Eukaryota; Metazoa; Porifera; Demospongiae; Haplosclerida; Niphatidae
Product: ubiquitin carboxyl-terminal hydrolase 15-like
Exons: 3
Molecular function (GO): cysteine-type deubiquitinase activity
Source: RefSeq, a predicted model, not a curated record